GGGCUGCAGAGUUGUGGACUGAGGGUUCUCUGGCACCAUGUGUAGGACUGUGCUGCUGUCUCUCGCCCUCUUUGCUGCCCUCUAUCUCACGGACGGGGCGCUGCAGGCCAGAAAGGCACAGAAGACUAAGAGCUCCCGUAAUCCGGCAACUGUUGCCGCGGAUGCAACUGUUGCCGUGGAUGCACCUGCUGCGCGUGGCGGAGUCCCCGUUCCAGGGCGCAGCAGAGGGCGUGGCAGGGGGAAAUGUGUGGUCGAUGGUCUGUCUCACCAGGAGGGGGCGCUGUGGUCUCCUCAACCCUGCUCAGUGUGUCUCUGUGAGAGAGGAGCCGUCACCUGUGAACCUCUUCCCUGUUCCAACACAGCCAGACGCCGGAAUUCGUCUCCGGGUCACAGGGACAGGAUGUCGCCUGGACGUUCGACCAGGAGGGCGUGGAACCCCUCCAGAUUCAGACCCCUGGCUCAGGCGCUGUCGGCCGCGAGGCGCGUAACGAGAGCGUUCAGGGAGGCGGAGGAGGAGGAGGAGAGCCCGUCUUUUAUAGAGGGAGGGGGGCGAGAAAAUGAGACGAUGGCGAAGGAGGGGAAGUUUAACAGGGACAGGAAUGAGCUUGUGGGGGAUGGCAAUGAUUCUGAAGAUGAAGAUGAGGAUGAGGAUGAUGGUGAUGAUGAUGAUGAUGAUGAUGAUGAUGUUGAUGAUGACAAGGAUGACGACGACGAUGACGAUGAUGAAGACGACAAUGACGAUGAUGAUGAUGAUGAUGAUGAUGGUGAGGAGGCGUUGGUUGUGGAGGGAGGUGGCGAAGACGGGGCGGGCAGUCACCCCGCUGCUGGAGCUCACUCCUUAGCUCCGCCCGCUGAGGGGCGGGGCCUGACAGAGUCCAUGCCCAUUGGCUGUCUGCUGUCGGAGUCCGUAAUCGCCUGCAGGAAGGCCGGCCUGACGCACAUGCCCAUCCUCACAGACCCCAACAUCAGAGUGCUCUACCUGUCAAAGAACAAGAUCCGGCACGUCCCCCCCGAGAGCCUGGCUGGCCUCCCCAACCUGGAGUGGCUGGACCUCAGUGAGAACAAGCUGACUGACUCUUCACUGAGCCCAGACCUGUUCAACCGGCUGACGAAGCUGACGAGGCUGAACCUGGAUGGGAACAGCCUGACCAAAAUACCCGCUCUGCCCCCAUCCCUGGAGGAGCUCAAAAUGAACGACAACAAAAUCGUUGCUUUGACGCCACAAAGCUUUGCAGGUCAGUCACGGCUGCUGAGGCUGGAGCUGGAGGAUAAUCGGCUGCUGGAGGGGAGCAUCUCUCCUGCCGCAUUCCGCCCCCUUCGCCAGCUCCUCUUCCUCAAACUGGACGAGAACAAACUGCGCUCCGUCCCGCGGGGACUGCCCCCGUCCCUGCAGGAGCUGCGUCUGUCCGAGAACAAACUGGAGAAACUGCAAAACGGGGCUCUGAACCGGACCCCCAAACUCAGAGCUCUGGACCUCAGCCACAAUCACAUCCGCGAGGACCUCAUCGGCCCCAAAGUCUGGAAACCACUGAAGAAGCUGGAGGUGCUGGACCUGUCCCACAAUAAGCUGCUCCUGGCGCCCCCGCUGCUGCCCCCCACCCUGCGCCUGCUGUCCCUGCACCGCAACCAGAUCCAGCGCGUUCCCGCCAACGUCUUCGGCCACAUGAAGCCCGGCCUGGACGCCCUGAGCCUGUCCCACAACCACCUGCGGGACGACGGGGUGACGGCCUUCUCCUUCCUCGGCCUGUACCGCUCGCUCACCAAGCUGUACCUGGAUUCCAACCAGCUGCGCUCCCUCCCCCUCGGCCUGCCACGCUUCAAAGCCCUGGAGCUGCUGAGACUCGACAACAAUCUCAUCAGGUCCGUGCCUGAGAGCGGGUUGUGUGACUCGCGGGUCGGUGAGGAUUCUCCCCUGGAAGUUCUCCACCUGGAGCACAACCUGAUCGAUCGGCGCCUGAUCCCGCCCUCCGCGUUCUCCUGCCUGAGGUCCCCGGACAGCGUCCUGCUGGAACCGCAGGCCGCCGAGCAGCAGCGAGCGUAGACUCCGCCCCCUCUCAUUCCCACCCCGCGUCCACACUGCCCCUCCUCCUCAGCCCCACCCCUCCAGAAUCCUCACGCUUUCUCGUCCCAGGCCCCUCCCCUUGACUCUAACUCCACCCCCUCCUCACAGACUCCACCCCCCUCUACCUGCCUCUCUUGUGUUUUUUCCUGAAUCCUUUACCUCCCGCCUCCGCCCACCCCCUCGCUGUGGUGUUAGUGUCCAUCAGUACCCUGGUCUGUUCCCUUCUGCUGUUCUCCUGCUCGUCUCUCUCUGCUGAAAACUAGCUCCGCCAUUUUCCUCUGUUCAGGAGCCCGGGUGCGAUGAGGGAGGGUUUGGCUCCUGACCUGGCUACUCGACGCCGUUCCUUUUCUUCAGAGAGACAGUUAAUUCUGAGCACAGCGGGGCCUGCGUUUUGUGUUCAGGGCUUUUAGACAGCCUGACGAGGCAAGCUUGUAGAUGUCGGUACGUGUAAAACGUUCUGGACCCCUGAGCGCUGUGGUAGUUUACUCAGAGGCAUGUUUAUGUCUGCAUGCGCAUGUCUGUCACCAGGCAGACGCAAGAGCACUGCAGAUUAAACCUGUAUUUGAGACGUCUUGCAAUAAAAUGUAAACUCACUUUGACCAUAAUGGUCAAUUUACUGUCUGUAUCCUUUUUAGUGUAGGUGGCACUGACAGACGCUUACUGUAUCAUUACGUCUAUCCUGCUUCAUGUGCCGAAAAACACAAUCCAGUCCAGUGUAUACAGCGGGCACCUCGUGUAUAUGGAUGCAAAACAGUCCGGUUCUUUCAGAGGCUGAUAACUUUAAACUGUGAAUAACCCGUUUGAUUUUUUAGAAAUUGAACUUUGUUUCCUCCUCUGAAUGACCUGGAGUAGCAUUCGUUUAGGUUUGUGGCUUACCAACGAUCACUCUUUGUGAGAGAAAGUUAACAGUUUUACAGGAAUGACUGGUUAAAGACCAUAAGCAUGUUUGAGAGGAUGGCUUGGUUAUUGACCAUAAACAUGGUUUAUCCCUGUUUCAGACGAGAAUUGGGUGCCAGUUAGAACAGGGGGAUGUGUUUGGAAUCGGAAAGUUUAUUUAAGUGAAAUAAGAACAGAAGGUUGGACUCAUUAAUACAUUCUUUUUUAAAAUAAUAAAGAGCAUGAUGAAU
This is a messenger RNA of Anguilla rostrata (American eel), 3189 nucleotides long. RefSeq lists its product as uncharacterized. Lineage: Eukaryota; Metazoa; Chordata; Actinopteri; Anguilliformes; Anguillidae. The coding region runs from base 38 to 2041 and encodes 667 amino acids. The record is from RefSeq and is a predicted model, not a curated record. The transcript has 10 exons. Gene Ontology annotation, molecular function: protein binding; collagen V binding; heparin binding. Gene Ontology annotation, biological process: extracellular matrix organization; positive regulation of cell-substrate adhesion. Gene Ontology annotation, cellular component: extracellular matrix.